AUGGCGGAACGCAUAAGAAACUCUGAUUGGGAAAAUGAUGAAGAGAUGAGAUAUGAUCUUGAAAAAUAUGUGCAGCGAAAUUUCAAACGAAAAGAGAUACUAGACUAUAUGUCUGCAGAUUAUCCCAUAUAUGCAUGGAGCAUUCGCACUUUAAGUCGCAGGCUUCAACAUUUUCAUAUUAAAUACACAUACUACGACAUUGCAUUGGAAGACGCUAAAACAGCUGUCAAAAAGGAAUUGAACGGUCCUGGCGUUCUUCUAGGUUAUCGAGCAAUGCAGCAAAAGGUAAGAGAGGUGCAUGGACUCAAUGUUUCACUCGACUUAGUUUACGCUGUAAUGGGAGAAGCUGACACAGAAGGACUGCAAUCACGAGGUGGAAUUGGAAAACAGAAACGACCACGUAGAACAAACGCGUUUGGAUCAAACUCUACAAUGUCCUUGGAUGGGCAUGAUAAGCUUUGUGGCUAUCAGAAAUCCUUGUUUUCUUUGUGCAUCUAUGGAGGGCUGGAUGUAUACAGUGGCAGGGUUAACUUUCUGAAAGUGUGGACAACUAACAGUAACCCAUUGGUUAUUGGACGAUUCUAUUUUGAAUAUCUGUUUAAGGGAGCAAAGUGCGUGAAAUCUUUGAGACUAUGCAGUUUGAAACACCCACCGAAGAAAGAACUUUAG
Molecule: messenger RNA, 669 nt
Organism: Xenia sp. Carnegie-2017
Lineage: Eukaryota; Metazoa; Cnidaria; Anthozoa; Malacalcyonacea; Xeniidae
Exons: 4
Coding region: 1-669 (222 amino acids)
Source: RefSeq, a predicted model, not a curated record